AUGGCGCUGCUGCCCGCGCUGCUGCUGCUGCUCCUGCCCCUGGCGGCGCUGGCGGCGGCCGCGGUGCUGCUCGGCCGGCCCAGCUACGACAUCCCGCCCGGGGUGAACCAGCCGGCCAAGCUGCGCCUGGUGCUCACCCUGCUGCUCGGCACCGCCGCGCUGGGAAGGAUUUUGGAGAAGACUGGGCUUUGCAGCCAAAUCACUUUUGGCCGAUACGUGCGACAGGGGCGGAAACUAGGGUUGGAUCCAAAGCUCUUUAUCCAGGAUCUGCAGUUUAAUGAAGUACCUGUGAGGGUUUAUCAGCCUAAAGCUACCUCGGAUGGGCCAAGGAGAGGCAUCCUCUUCUUCCAUGGAGGAGGCUGGGUAUUUGGAAGCCUUGAUACCUAUGAAAAGGUGUGUCGCUACCUCUCCAGGGAGAGUGACUCAGUAGUUGUGUCUGUGCAGUACCGUUUGGCCCCUGAGCACAAAUACCCCGCUGCCUACGAAGACUGUCUGAACGCCAGCCAGCACUUCCUGCAGCACCUGCAGCACUACGGCGUGGAUCCUGCCCGGGUCACUGUCUGCGGGGACAGUGCUGGGGGCAACCUGGCAGCUGCUGUCAGCCAGACCCUGGCAGGCAGGUCAGACCUGCCCAGACUCCGUGCUCAGAUCCUCAUCUACCCAGGCCUUCAGGCCCUGGACUUCAAUUUACCAUCCUACCAACAGAAUCGGGGAGUCCCUCUGCUCUUCCGGGAACGUGCUGCUUUCUUUGCUUUGCUGUACCUCAAUGGGGAUGCACUGCACAUGCAAGAGGUCUUGGAGGGUUCUCAUAUUCCUCCAGACAUGAGGCUGAAGUAUAGGAAGUGGGUGAGUCCAGACAACAUCCCUGAGGAAUUUAAGGUCAGAGGUGUGAAGCCGCUUAGGCCCACUGAUUUUAUAGCCGAAGUUUAUGAGACAGUGAAGAGAUUCUGUGAGCCCAACCUGUGCCCACUGCUGGCUGAAGACUCUGUUGUUCACCAGCUGCCAGAAUCUUUCAUCCUGACCUGCGAGUACGACGUGCUGAGGGACGAUGGCUUGUUGUACAAGAAGAGGCUGGAGGACAAUGGGGUUCGAGUGACCUGGUACCACCUUGAGGACGGAUUCCAUGGGAUCAUAAGCCUCUAUGAUUAUUGUGGCUUCUCAUUUCCAUCUGGGAAAAGAGGAUUGGACAGGGUUGUUAACUUCUUAAAAAGCUUAUAGUAAACAUCUUAGAUUCCAUGAGUCUGUUCAUGCCUCAACCUAGGAAAAUAUCUUUUUAGGAUAUUUAAUAUCAGGUUAUGGGUAGUGAAUCAGGGGCAGCCAUUAACAAUGAUAAACAAGGCUUAUCAGAACCUCAUUCCAGCUAUUCGUUGGAACAUGGAGUAUGCAAACCUUAUACAAGCUUGUACCAUGCUGCAAGCCCUUAUCUUUAGCUCUGCUAGUAAAGAACAGUUCUUUGAAUGGGCAUCCUGGUUUGUUCCAGUUGUUUAAAAAAAAAAAUAUCUGUGUGAAGAGAA
This is a messenger RNA of Camarhynchus parvulus, 1514 nucleotides long. RefSeq names its product arylacetamide deacetylase-like 4. NCBI's taxonomy places the organism in Eukaryota, Metazoa, Chordata, Aves, Passeriformes, Thraupidae. Gene Ontology annotation, cellular component: membrane. The coding region runs from base 1 to 1218 and encodes 405 amino acids. Gene Ontology annotation, molecular function: carboxylic ester hydrolase activity. The record is from RefSeq and is a predicted model, not a curated record. The transcript is spliced from 4 exons.